Cynoglossus semilaevis (tongue sole) is the source of this 1171-nucleotide messenger RNA. It is a transcript of the gene cfap276, whose product is annotated as cilia and flagella associated protein 276. The transcript is spliced from 4 exons. NCBI's taxonomy places the organism in Eukaryota, Metazoa, Chordata, Actinopteri, Pleuronectiformes, Cynoglossidae. The record is from RefSeq and is a predicted model, not a curated record. Bases 90 to 494 code for a protein of 134 amino acids.
CGGAAAUUGUCGGUUGCCUGGAAACGAACUUUUGUAAACACCUGGAUACAGUUUUCUGAUUUCUUCUGACUGUCUUGUCAUUAAUAACGAUGUCGGGCCGUGAUCCUUUCUCCUCUCCACGGCUUGAAAACGAUUUAACUUUGAGUGGCAUCAGGCCGCAGCAGAAGAAAUCCUUCCAGAAGCCAACACACAUGGCUCAGAGAGAUGAACCCUGGAGUCGCCUCCACGACAGAGCUACGAUGGCCAGCACUCGGCGGAGUGUCACACACCACGAGCGUCAAGCUCCAAACGACAGCCUGGACUUUCAGCUGAAGUCUGUCUACGAUCACAACAAGGACUUCUUCCCAACUAAGACCCAGGUCUUCUACCAGAAGGAGACACAGGAUCACAGUGAAGAGAACAACCACAGUUGCGAGGGCACAGCUCAGGAGGAACAGGCAGACAUCAGAGUGUGGGUCGACCACCAGAGGCGCUCCAUUCACAGCAUCAAGUGAAGCAGAGAGAACAGUCACGUGACUACAGGUUACAGCGAACCAUAGCUUUACUCAACAAAAUCCCACAAGUGAAAAUACGAUCAUUAAAUGUAUUAAAAUGGUGCAAAUUAUUUGAAAAAAAAGUGAAUCAUUUUAAGUUCUGCUGCUAUUUAACAUGAACUUCUGGAUUUCACCUUAGAUUUUAGUAUUACAUGAUGUUACACAUGACGUAAAAUUAGAUUCUCCUCAGUGAUACCACUCAUAUAUUACAGUUUAGUUGUAAGGAACUGGACUUCUUCUUCGAGAAUUGAAAAUACAGGUGUUAUUAUUGCAGUGCCUGUAUUUAAUGUUGUUUCCAAACACACUUUUUUUCCAAUUUACUUUUUAAAAAGAGAAUAAGUGUUUUAGAUUAAACAAUGUUGUAACUGACUUAAUGUGUGUAAUGUAAAAAUUAAAAUUCUCUAUUCAAUCUAUAUCUAAUCUUUUCAAGUCAAGAACAUCUCUCAAAAUAUAUAUUUAAAGCCCAUUGACUAAAGGUAACACACACCAACUAGCAGCACUCCAAUAUUUUAUUCCAAUAUACAAACAAGUAUUUACAUAUAAAUGUGCAAACAAACUCAAACAAUCUCGCUGUAUUUUUCUGUUUGCAGAGAAUCUGUUUAUAAACCUUGGUCACACCUUAAUAAAUUUUGACGGUC